Molecule: messenger RNA, 573 nt
Organism: Pseudomassariella vexata
Lineage: Eukaryota; Fungi; Ascomycota; Sordariomycetes; Amphisphaeriales; Pseudomassariaceae
Product: acetyltransferase
Exons: 2
Coding region: 1-573 (190 amino acids)
Biological process (GO): N-terminal peptidyl-methionine acetylation
Cellular component (GO): NatB complex
Molecular function (GO): protein-N-terminal amino-acid acetyltransferase activity
Source: RefSeq, a predicted model, not a curated record
AUGGCAUCCCUCCGACGCUUUCGGCCUGAUGAUCUCAACAAGAUCUCCAAAUGCAACUUGGAUCCCUUGACCGAGACCUACGACUUGAGCUUCUACAUGCAGUACUAUGCGAAGUGGCCCGCCAUGUUCCAGGUUGCCGAGGAUGGUAACGGCAACAUCAUCGGCUACAUUAUGGGCAAACUCGAGAGCUCCCCGGAUUUCAUGAGACGAUCAAAGCAUUUCCUCCCUUGGCAUGCCCACAUUACUGCUCUGACUGUUGCACCCGAAGCCCGUCGCACCGGCAUUGGCAAGAUCCUAACGGCGCAACUGGAAGCGGCUGCCGACGUUGGCGAUGCUUAUUUCGUCGAUCUGUUUGUGCGCCGAAGCAACACCCGAGCGAUCAACUUCUAUAAGAGCCUGGGCUACACCGUCUUCCGCGUGGUGAAGGACUACUACGGCGAAAAUGUCAACGACCCCACGGCGUCUGGAGAAGAUGCCUACGACAUGCGGAAGCCGAUGAAGCGCGACACGAAGGGUGAACACGUCCGCGACAACGGCGAAGAGUUUGAGGUGGAUCCUGAGGACGUUUUUUGA